This is a messenger RNA of Amoebophrya sp. A25, 198 nucleotides long. The record is from the annotation of a GenBank genome assembly. Lineage: Eukaryota; Dinophyceae; Syndiniales; Amoebophryaceae.
CAGGAAUAGAGUGCAAAAUGUUCAGCACGAACUGAGCAAAGUCUCUGCGCUGCUCCAGUCCGAAGAAGAGGCAAAAAGGCUAGUAGAAGAGCAGUUAGCAUUCUUUAAUGCCCGCGUCACGUUUUCGGAGAGGAAGAUCGAGCUGACGAAGCAAAACGAAGAACUGCAAGAAGAGUGCUUCAUCGUGGAGCAAGCCUA